UUCUCAGCUUCAGACAUGGAGAAAAGACUGUUGCUUUUUACUGGAAUUAUUAUUAUAAUAAUAUGUAUAAAUAUUUCAAAAGGAAUUCCGAUUGAAAGUAUAAACAUAGACAAGGGAGAUUUGAAAUUUAAGCAAUUAACUUUCAACUAUGUGGAAGAGAUUGGUGCAUUGAAAAAUGAAAUGGUUUUAUUGAGAGAAAGAGUAACAAAACUUGAAAGGGAAGUUAACAGAUCAGGAACAAAUGGGCAAAUUACAACAGAAACAGCUGAUGGAAUAAAGGACACCCAUCAUAUAUUGAAUAAGCGAGCGGUUAGAAGAAGACGAAUUCGAAGACCUGAGGUAGCAUUUCAAGCAUCGUUAACGACAGAAUCUGCAACAUUUAAUUUGUACGAUACAAUAAUUUUCAACAACGUGCUCACAAAUAUUAACCGUGCAUACAACAAACAUUCUGGUGUCUUCACUGCGCCUGUAUCCGGAACUUACACCUUUAACACUAAUAUUGUAGCAGAGAAAGGACAUUAUAUUGAAGCUAGUAUCAAAGUCAAUGACAUUGUGACUGUUUCGGCAAUAAGUGAUCAUAGAAUCCCGCGGAAUAGAGACUAUUUUACUACAUGGGAUCAAGGAAAUGCUGUAGCCAUUUUAAGACUGAAAAGAGGUGACAAAGUUUCAGUGUCGGUGCAAUGGCCGCAAGGAAGUCAUGUUAUACAUGGUUUCGGAAAAUCCAGUUUCUCUGGGUAUCUUUUGAGGUCACAUGAAGGACACUAAUGCAAAACAAUUUAAUGUGUAAUAAGAUAGAGCUUUAUAGAGCUAGAGAGAUAAUAGAGUAUGCAACGUAUUAUCUCAUAUCGCCGCUUAAAGAUUACAUGGCGCUGAUUUGACGAACGCCUGUAUGGAGACAACAGGGAAAACAUGCUUCAAUGACGUCACAGUCAGUUCUGUCUGGUGAACUUAAUGAACAAGAAGUUGAUGCCAAUGAUAAAUACAGCAACAUCAUCGCAAUUGGUGGAAACACGACAUAAUAUGAUCGGCAAAUUAAAGGUGGUUAAUUAUCAUAUUUUAGUCAUGGUACGGAUUUCUUCGAAACUUCAACAUCUUAUGAACUCCGACGAAAUAAUUUCAUUUCAUAAUAAUAACGUUAUAUUUAAUUUUCUUUUUUAACAAUGUUUCUUACCAAAUUGUACACAUUUUAUGAAAUGUGUGAAUUUAAUUAAUAAAAAAAAUGUGAUGACUUUUCAUUGUUCAGACAGAAAAAGAGCACUCGCUUAGCUCAAGAAACUAAUACAUGUACGUGAAAGAUAUGUUUCCUUUGAAGAUGCUUGAUGCUUAUAAUCAUUAUUUAAGUUUACAAAGCCGAUCUCAGCUGUUAAAUAGUGCUUUCAUUAUUGCUAGUUUUUCCAAAAUUUUAUUCAUUUACAUUCCUCUAUUCACAUUUGUUUCAUAUAGUUUUUAAAUAAAAAAUUUCAACUUGC
Molecule: messenger RNA, 1469 nt
Organism: Mercenaria mercenaria
Lineage: Eukaryota; Metazoa; Mollusca; Bivalvia; Venerida; Veneridae
Product: cerebellin-2-like
Exons: 3
Coding region: 16-765 (249 amino acids)
Molecular function (GO): protein binding
Source: RefSeq, a predicted model, not a curated record